AAGAGUCAUAGAUUUGCAACACUGGAUGCAUGUGUGGCAUAUUUAUAAAUGGAGAAGUUAAAACCCAUGUAUUUGUGAAUUAUUCCUUUGGUGGAGAGAUUGAAAAAAUUCAGUAUAUAUGAUAAGAACUAAAAAUAUGCAUUUAUCAAGACAAGAAAUAAAUUUAAGAAGACUGUUGGCCAAAUGUGAGUUAAUGUGCAAGUCUAGGAAAGAAGAUGAUAGGAUAGAAAAAUAUGUAGAAACCCUGGAGGAUAUGCUCCAAGAAGUAAAAAAUUUAACUGAGUCCAGUGAAGCUAUAGCUAAUUAUAAUAGAAGAAUCGGCGCUAUCAAAAGAGCUGUGGGAAUCACAACAAAUAAAUAUGAAGAUCAAGAGGACCCAGAAAUUAUGAGAAGCAGUCUACUAGGUCUAAGACAAAGAAACGUGGUAAUAUCGUCAAAACCUGGAGUUGACGAUCUCGAUCAAAUGAUAAACUAUCAUGAAAGUGUUCAAAACAAGCUCACCGAAGAUAUGCUGCACUUGGCAAAGAGUUUGAAGGAACAGUCAGAAACUGCCAAUAAAAUUAUUAGGAAGGAUACAGAGGUAGUUGGUAGAUCAGCUCAACUAACAGAGCAAAAUUAUGCACAACUUACAAAAGAAUCCGUCACACUCGCUGAACAUUCCAAAAGAGCAUGGAAGUGCUGGAUGUGGAUUAUGCUAGCUAUUGUUGUAAUAAUCUUUAUAAAUAUGGUGCUGUUCAUGAAAGUUAUGAAAAAGAAGUACUGAAAUGAAAAUACCUACGUAUUAUCAUGGAAUUGUGAUUUAUUUAUUAAAAUGGCCAAUUAUUUGUUUUUUCAUUGAAAAA
This is a messenger RNA of Leptinotarsa decemlineata (Colorado potato beetle), 842 nucleotides long. It is a transcript of the gene Use1, whose product is annotated as Vesicle transport protein Use1. The record is from RefSeq and is a predicted model, not a curated record. Lineage: Eukaryota; Metazoa; Arthropoda; Insecta; Coleoptera; Chrysomelidae. Gene Ontology annotation, biological process: retrograde vesicle-mediated transport, Golgi to endoplasmic reticulum. Gene Ontology annotation, cellular component: endoplasmic reticulum; SNARE complex. Gene Ontology annotation, molecular function: SNAP receptor activity.